AAGAUUAGCUUGGGUACUUAACUAGCCAGAGGUGUUGCUGAAUAUUUGUAACAUUUGUCAGCAAACGGCUAGCAAUAUUGUUACAAGCUAGUAACUAAUGUACGGUACGGCUAGUUAUCUCUGUCCAUAUUAACUUCGUGGAAUUAGGUAAACAAACUAGCUUAAUAACAAUAAUAGCUAAUGUCUCUGUUACCUCGUCGUUCCAUAACAAGAGUCAAAACUAACAGACAAAAUAGCUAAAUAAAAGUUAGAGGUUAUAAGGUCGGCCCUAUCGACGUUACGUUAUUUAGCUUGAUGCUAACUUAUUUAACUCACCACCUUGUUGGUUAGCUAGCUAGCUUCUGUAAGCUUUGUCCUUAAGUGCUAACAUAUGUGCCACAACUGUGCAGUCACCACGUUAAAACUAGGCCGCGAAUCAAAAACUAGGGUCUGUUUGUAUGAAAAUAUACCUCGAAAGGCCAGAUCAUGAAAAUGUAUCAAUAAAAGGUCUAACCAUCUCCUAAAAACAUUAAACUGGUGACACAGUAGUCAAAACAGACACCUGUACUACACCUUAGGAAGACUCUAAACCCUGGGAGAAUAAACAAGUGUUAAACUGGAUUUAGAAAUGCCUGUUUGAACCAACUGCAGUUGUGACAGCCGAUGGCUGAUGGAGUUCCCUGCUAAGUUUUGGGAAUGCAGCCACCUCUAGCACCAGCCACGGUCAGAGAGCUGGUGCGCUCCCAUCUCCAUCUUAACCCUGUUGCUGCAGAUUUGCGCUGCAGUCUUUUUGUGGCUGCCGUGCAGAACUACAAGCGUGACUCUGUCCUGAGACCGUUCCCACCUCGAUAUCUACGAGGAGAGAUAAAGGAUUUUGAAGAGUUGCAGAAAGAUGUGAGCUCCUUGCCAAGCAUAAGAGACCUGGUCCGACUGGAAUCAGGAGAUGGAGAUCAUCAUCUGGCACUAGUACACUGGGUGCUCUCCUCCAAGAGUUUUGAUAUAAAGACCAUCCAGAAAGAAGAGUGGACCAGACUCAGCCAGAUGACACAAAAUGCAGGGGUCUCCUCUCCUGUGCCAGACUUCCUUUUUGAAUUGGAAUACUGUGAACAAAUGAAUUCGAAGUUUGAGAAGACACGUGCAGGACGGGAUGUUAUCUAUGCAUUCCAUGGCAGCCGACUGGAGAACUUUCAUUCCAUUAUUCACAAUGGUCUACACUGCCAUCUGAAUAAGACAUCACUGUUUGGAGAAGGCACUUACCUGACCAGUGACCUUAGUAUGGCUUUUCUCUAUAGCCCCCAUGGAAAUGGAUGGUGUGACAGUGUCCUUGGGCCAGUACUAAGCUGUAUUGCCUUGUGUGAGAUUAUUGAUCAUCCAGAUGUAAAGUGUCAGGUAAAGAAGAAAGACAAGAGAAUUUGGGUUAAGAUCUUCUCAAAUAUUUUAGACUCCGAGAACCUUGACCGCAAGCGUUUGAGGGCAAGGAACAGCGAGGGUGGGGACGUGCCAGAGAAGUACUUUGUGGUCACCAAUAAUGAGCUGCUGAGAGUAAAGUACUUGCUGGUAUACUCUCAGAAACGUUCUAGAACCAGACAUGCUCAAAGGACAUCAUGGCUGGUCAGACACCAUUUUGCCAUUAUGAUGGGUCUCUACCUUCUGCUUCUCAUAUUCAUUGGUGCCUUCAAUUCUACUAGUUUUCAGUCAUUUUGGCAUAGAAUAUUCCGGUGAUCCAACUUUUCAUCACAUUUGCCUCGUUUCCAAAGUGCCUUUUUCUUUGGUUCACAAAGAUCACUUAAGAAUUUAGUUCAAGACUUGCAAUGAACUUAAUGCUCAGGAAACUCUGAACAUUUUAUCCAUCAGUUAGUGUGUGCAAGUUGUACUGCAGGCACACAUAAUUUAAUCAACGUUUAAUAUGCAUUUAUUAACUUUUUAAGUUAACACAAUGUAACAUUUACAUCUGAGGAACAGUGUGGGGAUAGACGCCUGCCUAUCUAGGCUGUGGGAUUCUUUUUUUUAAACACUGUGGCAUGUAGCUUGUCAUACAUUAGCUGUACAACCAAAUUAUGAGGGACAAAGUGCUGUCCUAUUGUGACCUGUCUUUACAGGAAUGUGCUUGGCCAAGGUCAGCACCUGCUUGCCUAAAUGUAAAUUAAUUAUAGGGAACCAGUAGUUGACCACAAUGAUAAUUUUACUGUUUAUAGGACUGAGAGAUUAAUUGAAUGUAUCCCUUAUGUUCCACCGUUUGAGCCAUCUCACAAAAUGAUUUCUGAUACUGCAUUCUUAUACUGUAUAUAAGACACACACACACACACACACACACACACACACACACACACACACAUAUAUAUAUAUAUAUAUAUAUAUAUAUAUAUAUAUAUAUAUAUAUAUAUAUAUAUAUAUACAAAAAAUGUAUGUGUGUGUGUCUUAUAUACUGUGAGACUGUUGGGAGUUUUCUCUUUAUGAAAGUUUUUGUUUAGAAAAGGUUGAAUGAUACAUUUUCAAUAUAGUUGAUUUGGGAACUGUUUAAAUUCUUCAUUGUUUAGUUGCCUAAAUAUGACUAACAGGAGAACAAUAAACUAGGACCAGGUGUGUGUGUGUGUGUGUGUGUGUGUGUGUGUGUGUGUGUGUGUGUGUGUGUGUGUGUGUGUGUGUGUGUUUUUAAUGUUAAAAAAAUUUGCAGUAUGUGUUCAUGACCAUUGACCUAUUAUUCUGUGAAUAAAUCUCUAAAAUAGUUUACACUUGGGUUAAUAAACACAUAUCUUUCCAGGA
Messenger RNA from Ictalurus punctatus (channel catfish), 2742 nucleotides. RefSeq names its product poly (ADP-ribose) polymerase family, member 16 (gene parp16). The record is from RefSeq and is a predicted model, not a curated record. Gene Ontology annotation, molecular function: kinase binding; NAD+ poly-ADP-ribosyltransferase activity; protein serine/threonine kinase activator activity. Bases 676 to 1701 code for a protein of 341 amino acids. Lineage: Eukaryota; Metazoa; Chordata; Actinopteri; Siluriformes; Ictaluridae. Gene Ontology annotation, biological process: endoplasmic reticulum unfolded protein response. The transcript is spliced from 7 exons. Gene Ontology annotation, cellular component: membrane; nuclear envelope; endoplasmic reticulum tubular network.